UGGUCUUUCUUUCUGGCCUCAAUCCUCUCAUCUCUUGAACUUAGCCCGACGGCCGGCAACCCUACUGCUCGGGCGGGAAGUCGCUCGCGAGGCGGCCGGCGACCAGAAGGCAGUCCUCCGGCAGUCGAAACCUAAUCCCAGUGAGGGGCUCCGGCUGGCGACUAGAAGGCGGUCCUCUGGCGAUGCCACGCAUCUCACCAGCGACGGUGAUGAUCAGAAAUAUUUUGAACACAAUAAGGAAAGGAAGCCAUGCGAUGGAUUAUGGAGAUAGGACUCUUUCAUUUGUUUGUCGACGUGGUUUCCAUGACGGAAAGGUCCUCAGUGGCCCUAGAAGCUUCUUUGGUGUGGAAGAUUUCUUGGAUGAUGACAACAGCAGACCAUACACAUACAAGAAGGAAAAGAGACCAAAGAGCCCACAUAAACAUAUUUCAUUCAAGCAGCGUACAAUAGCUUAUAUGGAGCCCUUCUCACUCGAUGUCUUCAUAUCCAAGCGGUUUGUCUCAGCUUCCGUCACCCAUAGGGUGACAUGCAAACAGGUCGCAGUUGCAGGAACUAACUCCAAGGAUAUAAAGGCAGUUUUAAAGUCCAGGUCUGAUAUACCUGCAUGCUUAGCGGUUGGGCGGUUCUUAGCAGAAAGGGCAAAAGAAGCUGAUGUUUACACUUGUACUUACGCUCCCAGGGAAAGGGACAAGUUUGAAGGGAAAAUAAGAGCUGUUGUUCAGUCUCUCAUAGACAAUGGAAUCGACAUAAAAGUUUAUCUUGAUUGAUAUUUAAUGUGCUUGAGAACUCGUUGAUUGUUUCUUGGGUCAAAAUUCCCUGAGUCUUAAUUUAUCUUUAAUGAGAAUUUGGAAGACCAA
This is a messenger RNA of Musa acuminata AAA Group (dessert banana), 857 nucleotides long. RefSeq lists its product as uncharacterized. The record is from RefSeq and is a predicted model, not a curated record. The coding region runs from base 183 to 767 and encodes 194 amino acids. Gene Ontology annotation, biological process: translation. The transcript is spliced from 3 exons. Gene Ontology annotation, cellular component: ribosome. Gene Ontology annotation, molecular function: structural constituent of ribosome; 5S rRNA binding. NCBI's taxonomy places the organism in Eukaryota, Viridiplantae, Streptophyta, Magnoliopsida, Zingiberales, Musaceae.